This is a messenger RNA of Cheilinus undulatus (humphead wrasse), 1355 nucleotides long. RefSeq names its product 5-hydroxymethylcytosine binding, ES cell specific (gene hmces). Gene Ontology annotation, biological process: DNA damage response. The record is from RefSeq and is a predicted model, not a curated record. The coding region runs from base 141 to 1142 and encodes 333 amino acids. The transcript is spliced from 7 exons. Gene Ontology annotation, molecular function: single-stranded DNA binding. NCBI's taxonomy places the organism in Eukaryota, Metazoa, Chordata, Actinopteri, Labriformes, Labridae.
CCAGGCAAAUCUCCGUCAUAAUUUGAGGAGGACUUGAACAGACGUCGAAAAGAAGACUCCUAACGUAACCAUAGUUAGCAGGACUACUUCACGGCGUACUUGUACUUACUCUCGUAUCAGAAUUUGGGUUCGACUGUACCAUGUGUGGAAGAACUGCAUGCACUCUUGCACCUGACGAGGUGAGCCGUGCCUCUUCUUACAGAAACCGAGGGGGGCGGCGGAGACAGCCCCGCUGGAGGGAUGGAGAUGCUGACAAAUACCGACCCUCUUACAACAAGAGCCCACAGUCUAUGAGUCCCGUCCUGCUGUCUCGGAGACAUUUUGAUAAGGAUGCUCCUGCGGAUGAAUGUGUGCUGGCCUCAAUGCGAUGGGGUCUUGUACCUUCCUGGUUUAAGGAGGACAACCCUAACAAGAUGCAAUACAGCACCAGCAACUGUCGCAGCGAGAACAUACUGCAGAAGAAAACUUACAAGGACCCCAUGAUAAAAGGCCAGCGCUGUGUCAUCCUAGCUGAUGGGUUUUAUGAGUGGCAGAGGCAGGAAAAAGGCAAGCAGCCUUUCUUCAUCUACUUUCCUCAGACUCAGGAGAAAACCAAGGCUCAGGAUGACACCACCUCAAAGGGAGAUGAUGCACAAGGUGAGUGGACUGGAUGGAAACUGCUGACGAUGGCUGGAGUGUUUGACUGCUGGACACCUCCAGGAAGUGGAGAACCACUUUACACGUACAGUGUAAUCACUGUGAAAGCUUCUCCAAAUCUGGAAAAUAUCCAUCACAGGAUGCCAGCAAUCCUGGAUGGAGAGGAAGAAGUGAGACGAUGGCUUGAUUUUGGCGAGGUGAAGUCUCUGGAUGCUUUGAAGUUGCUUGAGCCUAAAAAUGUCUUGACUUUUCAUCCUGUAUCUUCAGUGGUAAACAACUCGCGCAACAACUCUCCAGAGUGUCUCCAGCCUGUGGAUCUUAACAGCAAAAAGGAGCCCAAACCCACAGCUGGCAGUAAGAUGAUGACCAGCUGGCUGAAGAGCGGUGCACCUUCAAAGAGGAAGGAGCCCGACGUGCGUGAGAGUACGGAGGAUAAAGCAAGCAAGCCUAAAGGAGGGCUUCAGCAGUGGCUUCAGGGAGCCAAUAAGAAGCAGAGAAUCAAAUGAAGAGUCAAAGCUUGGACUAAAACUCUGCUGUUUAAAAAAAAAAAAAAAAGACACCUAGGUCUUGUUCUUCCUCGAUAACUUCACAAACAUAAAAAUGUUUUCGGGUUUUUUGUUGUUGUAAACCUUUUUAAUGUAAAUAAAAUAUGCCACACCAUCUGUAUAUCAUUUCAAAAUGUUAUCAACGAAUGGUAGAAAUAAACACAGGAUGCUUUA